Molecule: messenger RNA, 1230 nt
Organism: Glarea lozoyensis ATCC 20868
Lineage: Eukaryota; Fungi; Ascomycota; Leotiomycetes; Helotiales; Helotiaceae
Product: SH3-domain-containing protein
Exons: 4
Coding region: 1-1230 (409 amino acids)
Biological process (GO): actin cortical patch localization; actin filament bundle assembly
Cellular component (GO): actin cortical patch
Molecular function (GO): actin filament binding; phosphatidylinositol binding
Source: RefSeq, a predicted model, not a curated record
AUGGGUCUACAUAAUCCUCUUCCGUCUUCAAUGGCGUCCGAGUGCAAGAAAUGUGGAAAGAUUCUCACUUCUUUUGUUGAUCCUCGCCAGGCCUUUUCUCCAGAUAAAGUCAUUCCUCCAAACAUUUUAGCAAAUGCAAAGGGCCUCGCUAUUCUCACAGUUAUCAAAGCUGGAUUCCUCGGAUCCGCGCGAUACGGAAAUGGAGUCGUUGUAGCGAGACUUUCGGAUGGGACAUGGAGUGCCCCUUCUGCGAUAGGAACUGGUGGUGCUGGAUUUGGUGGACAAAUCGGGUUCGAACUUACGGAUUUUGUGUUUAUUCUUAACGAUGCGGCGGCGGUACGGACAUUCUCGCAACAAGGAUCGCUUACACUUGGUGCGAAUGUGUCGAUAGCAGCAGGUCCAGUAGGGCGCAAUGGAGAGGCGGCAGGAGCAGCGAGUCUGAAGGGUGUCGCUGGUAUCUUCAGUUAUUCGAAAACGAAGGGGUUGUUUGCUGGUGUAAGUUUGGAAGGGAGUGCUAUUAUUGAGAGAAGAGAUGCGAACGAGAAAUUGUAUGGACAGCGAUUUACAGCGGCACAACUUUUGGGGGGCGCGGUCCGACCUCCUCCAGCGGCGGAUCCUCUUAUGGCUGUAUUAAACUCGCGGAUAUUCGCUGGAGUUGCGGGUAAUUCUGAUGGGCUCUACAACGAAUCUCCGAUUUAUGAUGAGACUCAUGACGAUGUGGUCUGGGAAGGUCGAAGAGGGAGCGCGAUGGGACAAGGAGUUACUCGAGAUCGCACAGGCAGUAUGGGACAGGGUAGAGGGGCACCAGACGAUUACGUUUACAGCGACAAGCCGAAACGUGCGAAUACCUGGGCAGACGAUAUCUAUGACAGACCUUCGAAUGGACCGUCGCGAUCGAGUACCUUCAACGCAGGCCGUUCACAAAGAGGGUUUGACGACGACUAUAACUUUACAGACUCACCCGUCAGUCCUGGAGGAACCAAGAAAAUUGGUCCAGGGAGACCAGCAGCGCCAAAACCACUGUUCAGAAGCAAGACUGGUGAUUUGAAACAGGAUGAAGCGGUUGCGCUGUUUACUUUUGAUGCGGAUCAGCCUGGGGACCUGGGCUUCAAGAAGGGUGAUAUUAUCAGAGUUACUAAGAAGACUGAUAGUGCCAAUGAUUGGUGGACGGGCAUCAUCGGGACAAGGACGGGAAUAUUCCCAAGUAAUUAUGUUGAGAUGAAGAAAUAA